AGAGUCCUGUUGCCAGGAGGCUCGCUCCAGCUUCCAGAAACGUCAGAAGUGUUGCAGCAGAAAAUCUCACGAUUAACUGCGAGACUUGGAAUCUCCAAAAUUUGGUCCGGGCCAAAGAGCGACAUCCGACGAGGGAGCAUCAGCUGCUGGAGAUGCUCGGGUCAAGCGAGGGUUUCCUUCACUUGGAUGAACAGGGGGAGGAGAGAGCACUGCGAAGCUGUCAUCUGAGCAGGCGACACAUCCCUCCUGAAAGCUCCAAAAUGGAGAAGAUCUGCUCAGAGUGCACAGAGCCGACGCUUGCACACAGCCUCUGUACGCUCUGCAACAAGUGGUUGUGUUACCAAUGCACAGAUGUGCACCAGCAUCACAGAGCCUCCACCAACUCGCAAUAUGCAGACUCAUACCAGCAGCAGAGGCCCGGUGCUGCACAGCCACAGUGUCCUGACCUGCACCCGAGAGGCUCCAGCUCUCUGCCUCCUCCUGCCCAAGGUCCAGGGUCAAAUCCUUGCUCCCUCCUAAUGUGCCACUCUCACAGACAGGAGCCCUUGGAGUUUUUUUGUGAGUCGUGUGACCUUCUGUGCUGCAGCAGCUGCCAUCUGUCCUCACACAAAAACCACAGAGUGCUGCAGAUCAGGAAGGCCCUUCAGGAUCAACAGUGGCUGUUUGAGAACCUGAUUGUUCAGGUGGAGGAGAGGAGGUCUGCAGUGGAGAGCGGUGCUAAACAGAUAGAGGACAGACUGCAUGAAGUCAAGAUUGCACACAGGAAGGCAGAGAACCAGAUUAAAAUGGCAAAGAUGAUUAUGAUGAACGAGCUUAACAAACGAGCCAACCUAUUAAUAGAGCAACUGGAGAAAAUUUCACAGGACUUUCAGCACAGUCUGGAGGACCAGCUGCAAGGGGCAAUAGAGAUCUGUGGACAGCUGGACCAUAUUCAGAAGUUCGUCACCUGGGCCACGACCCACCACUGCAGAGGGCCGGUGCUCUUUAGCAGAGCUUUGAUUUCUUUCCAGAUGCAGCACCUGCUUGAGGCAUCUCUCCACUGUGACUCAUGGAGUCCUGUCAAAAUAAAAUUCAACUGGGAUGCAAGUUACUGGACCAAGCAGAUUUCCUCCUUAGGCCAGCUGACUGUUGAGGGGGGAAGCUGCCCCCAUCCUUCCGGCUUUAACAGUUCCAGUGUGAUGAGGCCACAGCCAGUUGCAUGUUUUGCUCUUCCAACCAUGUUUUGCAGAGGCAGAGAGCCAGACUGUGGCUACCAGACCUGCUGUGAACCUCAACUGUGUUGCCUGCAUGGCAUUCCCUCCAAGUCAGACAUGAGCAGCUUAGACAAAAGCCAAGUGGAAACCACCCUUUAUAACUCAAGCUUCUCUCAGGACACACUUCUGUCUGGUUCUCUGCACCAGAACCAGCAGCUACAGAAGUGUUGGGAUACGGAGAAGUCCUUGCAAUAUCCCACUGCUGCCUCUCCUGUCAUCCAACUUACCUGCAGCCAAGGACCUGUUGUGGAACCACAAGUUGCUGACUCCCUUGCCCACUCUCAUUCUGUAUCUUACACCGCAUUUCAAGAGCAUCAAGGGGAAGUUCUUCCAGACAGCCAAACUAAGCUAAACCGCGGCCGGCAAGGACCGUGCAAGGGGAAAUUGUCACCCAGUACGCCUUUGCUGCAAGAGCUCAGACAAAAAGUUAUGGACAAAGACAUUCUGGCUGAAGACAGCUGUGGGGAGAGACUCAGAGUGGAAGAGACUUGUGUACAAACGGGGGUUGAAAUCAGAGAACUGUUGGAUGCUGAGUCAGACAGGAGGGAGCAGAAUCCUCUUCAACAACAGCCGAUUCAAGCAUCAAUAAGAACUGUUGACCUGCAGAAGACCAGACUUUUACUGACGCUCAGAGAUCACGGCAUUGGCAAGAGAUCGCCAUCCCUGGAUGUGCCGGCGACAGCCCGCAUGUGUGCGUCUGGUGAGCAGGGCGGCAGGCCCGGCCUCAGUUCAGAGGGCUCCAGGAGGAAGAGGCGCUCACGCAGCAUCCCGACAGAGCUGGUGGCUCCAUCUACCAGCUCCUACCACGAUCAGCCCACAGGGUGCUCCAACAGCCAAAAUGCAGGACCUGCAACGAAGGAUGACGUCACAGAUCAUAGACAGAGAAGAUCCUCUGAUGGGGUUCUUUGUGGCAUCAAGGAAUCUUCAUCCGAAAUGGUCUCAUCCGGCAGACUUCAGUCUCACUCACUGUCUCAAAAGUUGGAUCCAGGUCACACAGCUUUUGUGAUUAAAGACUCUGAUCAUGGAGCCAAAGACAAAGACAGAGGAUCAAGUCACAGAGAUGUUUCAAAGGAUUCCAUCAAAAACAGAGUACCAGUGGUUUGCUUGGAGCGUCUCAAGAUACUUGUAUCACAGCUUCCACCUCACGGGAGAAGACAGAGUGACCCUUUGCCCGCCAGCGGGCUGGAGAAGUGUGAAACUGUCAUAGUAGAGGAGGCAGCAGGAAGCCCUGGAAGGAAGACCAACUGCUCCUUCACACCUGAACAGACGAACUCCAUCAGCACUGACUUCAACAUCCACAACAGCAGAGAGAAACUCAGGUCUCACAAAGCUUCUACUCUCCUUUCUACUGGCUCUAAAUAUGACCCACAGAGGGACUCUGUGCUCGACCUAGACUCAGACUCUGAACCCAGGUCAGGCUCUGAAGAAGCUGUUGCUUCUCCUGUUCAUCCAAAUCCGCGCCUGGACUCAGAGGCAUCAUUGGAGUCUGAUCCUAAUGUACAGUCUUCAUUGGAUGCCGAGCUUGACUGUGUGGCUGGGGUCAAAUCAUCAGCUGCAGGAGAGAUGUGUGGGGAUUCGGAGCUGAGUCUUGAAUAUGAAGCGGACCCAGAGUCAGAUGGGGCAGCAGGAUCAGAGGACAAUCAAGGACUGGACGCUGAAGAAGAAUCAGAGGAUGCUGAUACAGAGUCUGACGUCCUGCCUGAAUAUCGUCCCACUUUUCUGGCUUACACUGAUUCAGACGCUGUUUCGGAUCAGCCUGCAGACUCUCAGGGAUCUGUGGAGUCUGAACUCGAUGUAGAAUCAAACGCUGAGGGUGCAAAUGACGAUCCUCAACCCCUUCGCUCUGACGUGGAAGAGGAGCUCCAUAUUGGCCCUGUUCAGAGGCCACUUCUCAUUGCAAAUCCCACCGACCAGGGAGACUCGGAAGAAAUCCAGUCCGAGCAUGACAGUGCAGAGAUGGAGAGCGAGGAUUUCUGUGCGGUGUGUCUGAUCGGAGGGGAGCUGCUGUGCUGUGACCGCUGUCCCAAAGUCUUCCACUUGUCCUGUCAUGUCCCGCCUCUUUUGAGUUUCCCCUCAGGGGACUGGGUGUGCAGCCUGUGCAGAGAUGCCAUACAGCCAGAGGUGCAGUACAACUGUGAGAACGAAAGAGCUUCUGGAGCAAACCCUCUGCACGGACUCUCUGCAUGUGAUCAGAGAAAAUGUGAGCGGCUGACCCUCCUGAUCCUCAGCAACAUUUUGAGCGCACCGUUCCAUGAGCCCGUCAGUCCACUUGCACGUCAUUAUUAUCAGAUCAUAAAGAGGCCAAUGGAUCUGUCUGUGAUACGAGCCAGACUCAGUAAAGGGAAUCCUGUCCAUUACACCUCCCCGGAUCAGUUUGUCGCUGACGUCUAUCUCAUGUUCCGUAACUGUGCGAAGUUCAAUUACCCUGACUCUGAAGUAGCUCAAGCAGGCCGCAGCCUGGAGGUCUUCUUCACCUCAAAGCUGAAGGAGGUUUUCCCAGACAGAGCGUUCCAGGUGGCUGAUGCAGACUCCGACAGUGAUGAGUACGACGAGGCCUGCAGGACUGCUGAGAGCGGCUUUCCAUGGCCAGAGAGAAGGGAGUGCCACAGAAAGAGGAAGAGGAGGCAGUCCCUCAAGUCAAGGCGUCAUUAUUUCUAACCAAAGGUGACUGGAAUCAAAGCGGGGCCAUUUGGUCUACAUUACACAGCCGGAUUUACUGGCUUGUGGUAUGACGACUGCGUUACCGAGGCAACAGGGUGGUGUAGUGCUUAGCCUAAUGGCAGACAUGCUUCUGUUUAUAUCUCAGUUGGGGUUUUUGUGUUUUGCAUGUCGUUCAUCAUUUCUGUAGGUCAGCAGCUCUAGUUAGUUUAACUGCUAGCUGGAAAUCUGUCUAAGGUGUGAAUUUGAAAAAGAAUGUUUAUCUCUGUGUGGCCCCUGUAAGUCACCUACUUCAUCCCUUUUAAAAUAUCCGAGUUACAAGACGGUGCAGGAACAGCUGAUCAAAGGAACAGUGUGUAAAAAUGGAUUAUGGUUGCAUACUAUAUGCUACAUAUAACUAUGAUGUAUUUUCCUGACUGUCAUGUAUUUGGUUUAAGCUUGCAGCUAUAGAACAUGUGAAAGUUUGCUGAGAAUUGGCUUUAGCGUUUGACAUUGUAGCUGUUGGUUAUUUGCUUUUAAUGCUCUGCACUGCUCACUAUUCUAGAUACUCUCAAAGAAACCUAUAGAAGUGUAAACAGCUAUAGCAGAAAUAUUGUAUCAUGCAGAGGAUGCUAUAGGAUGGUGUUCUAUCAUCUAAAAUAAGUGUUUUUUCAAGUGGAAUUGAGUGCUGAGAAGACUUUAGUUCAGGUCUUUUCUGUUAGUUUUUUUUUUAUUAUUUGCCAUUACAGAGUUUCAUCUGCUAAACUUGUCUUGCUGAUUUAGCACAUAUAUGUGCACAGAUAUUGAUGCACAACUAGAUAGUUGCUACCUUUCUAACAUGUCCAGUUUGUCUUUUGUAGUGCAGAUACAAAAGUCUUAAAGCUAUAAGAACUGGUAAAAUCUCACCACACCAAAGGUUUUAAUAGGACAUUUUGCAUCCUUACCAGAACAAAGUAAAGUUGAACAAGAAGAAAUGUAAUUCUUACAUCAACUUAUAACCAAUCUGGGUGAAUAAUGGGUCAUAUUGAUGUGUCAGCAAAGUAAUUUACUCCUCUAAUAGUUUACCGGUAUUGCCCCAGGCUUAAUAAGAGGAUAGUAUUUGUGCUCUUUAGUUUUGGACAUUUUGAAGGAUUUCUUGCUAUAUGUAGAGGUAUACUGUUGAAGGAUAACAUGGCUUAAUAUUAACAUACAGAGCACUUCUUUUCAAAACAUGCUUUAAUUGUCUUCAGCAGCUUAAAGUAGACAAUGCUUAACUUAUUAUCACUGCAUAAACAGUAUUAGCACUGAAUAUAUUUAAUGUUUUGAAGUGAUUAAGGAUGGAUUCUGUUUGUCUUCAUAUAUAGUUUUGACCAUAGCAGCACACAAUUGUUUGGCUAUUUUUUUCAUACAAAAAAAUCAUUCAAGAAAGACAGGAAAAAUAUAUGUCCUCCAAUUUCAGUUAAAAAGUCAUUCUUGUGAAACAAUUUUUACAAUAAAAGCAUGUAUACUAUUCACAACACUUAGAGUAUUUUAUAGGUUCUCUGUCCUGAAAGCAGCACUUGCAUCUGCUUUGUAGUUAUUUUAAGAGAUGUCUAAAAGCAGUAAUGUUUAAAUUAAAUGUUGAAUUUUCUUAUUUUGAAUUUGAUUCCAAUGAGAAAAAACAGUAUUUGUACAAUUUAAUUUCCAUUCAACAAAAGUAUUUUAUUUUCCUCCAGUUUUUUGCAGUUUUGCAUUUGGGAAAAUUAUUUUGGAAUUGCUACAGCACGUGUUUGGGGAGUAUUGGAAUAUUUUAAUAAAAGACAUGCCGUAGUUCAUGAAAAAACAGAAAACGUUUGUUAAACAUUUGAUGUUUUGUACAAUUUUCAGUAAUAUUUUCUUGUUACUUUACAUUUAUCGGGUAUCUGCAAUUACUAAAAGAAAUAAAACAUACAUUUGAGUUAAAAAUACAUUUUUUCUAAAAGCAUCUUUUUAUAUAUAUGUAUAGAUAUAUGUAUUAUACCAUUGCUUGAUAUUUCUGACAAGUUUGGAAAUUCGUCCUAAUAAAUUAUCAACAGUU
Molecule: messenger RNA, 5925 nt
Organism: Oryzias latipes (Japanese medaka)
Lineage: Eukaryota; Metazoa; Chordata; Actinopteri; Beloniformes; Adrianichthyidae
Gene: trim66
Product: tripartite motif containing 66
Cellular component (GO): chromatin
Molecular function (GO): protein binding; zinc ion binding
Source: RefSeq, a predicted model, not a curated record